Messenger RNA from Suillus fuscotomentosus, 987 nucleotides. RefSeq lists its product as uncharacterized. Lineage: Eukaryota; Fungi; Basidiomycota; Agaricomycetes; Boletales; Suillaceae. The record is from RefSeq and is a predicted model, not a curated record. The transcript is spliced from 4 exons. Bases 73 to 786 code for a protein of 237 amino acids.
UACCGAUCAAGACUGCUUCGCGAACUUCAAGUUGGUGCUUAUAUCCUCGCGGCUCAGCAGACACUGCCUAACAUGCUACGGGCAUCGACUAACGCGGUGACACGGCUCACUAUGUCCAUGACACGACCAUCCAGCUCGCUGCUGUGUAGGAGGUCCUUCACAUUCGUCCGUCUCCCCUCAGCGCACGCGGCUUCCCGAGUUGCAUCUCCAACCAGUCACACGCAUACUCUCUUCGCGCGCUGCUCAACCUUCGAUUCAGUAAUAUCAGACCCAUCUCGGCCCGACCUCUUCUACCACCCCGUUUCGCUUCCAAUGGUAGGCUCAGCCUAUGCAGUUUCCUUCCUCACUCAACCACCACCGACUCCCGAUUCGUGCUCUGUGUUGGGAUGGUUGCCCGCAGAGACUGCAGGAGAAGCAGACGCGGAAGCCGGGUUAAAUGAUUUCGUAGAGAACCCCAAGUUUCGCGUAAUCAUGCACGAGGCAAUCCAAACCGGUUUACAGGAAAAAGUGGACGAUAUUUGGAUCAACGCUGCACUGCAAUUACAACAAGGCUGGAUGCAUAUACACGACAGCCGCAACCUUCCAGCCCUGGGCAGAAUAGGCGACCCGGAUGAUAUCAUCGCCUCUGUAUUAGUGCAGGAUAGCAAAAUUCUUCCCGACACGUACCAGUCCAUGCCAUCUUAUCGCCUUUGCACUUCUGAUGGCCCGACUCUUCUUACAGAGGGACUUGCAGCUAAGUUGAAGUUGGUGCUAGAGGGCGCCAUCGCCCGAGAAGUGGCCCAGUGACGCCCCCUUCGGUCGCACCGUCGUCCUUAUUACCAGGAGCACCCUCAGCAGCAGGGGCUUUAAAACCCUCAUGUUCGCCCGAUGAUUGCCAGCCAAUCGUGGAUAACUAGUACUUAUUACUUGCAUUUUUCACUGAGCACCAGUACUACACUCAUACUUCUUCCUUCGCAUAGCCACGACUCAUCAGCCAAAACCUCAUGA